Neocloeon triangulifer is the source of this 2501-nucleotide messenger RNA. RefSeq names its product cryptochrome-1-like. Gene Ontology annotation, molecular function: FAD binding; DNA binding. Bases 319 to 2100 code for a protein of 593 amino acids. Lineage: Eukaryota; Metazoa; Arthropoda; Insecta; Ephemeroptera; Baetidae. The transcript has 10 exons. Gene Ontology annotation, biological process: negative regulation of DNA-templated transcription; circadian regulation of gene expression; entrainment of circadian clock by photoperiod. The record is from RefSeq and is a predicted model, not a curated record. Gene Ontology annotation, cellular component: cytoplasm; nucleus.
GAUGAAUUCACUACUUGAAUCGAUCGGCGUGUGGUAGGGCGACGGACACGUGAGCGGACGGGUGCACGCGUCUUGCUCCUCGCAACGUGACUGCCGCGACCAUGUGACCAGGCUGGACCAAUCGAGACGGGCGCGACGUCAGCGGAGCGCGGGUCACGUUGCCUGCGGUGUGGGCCUCAGCAAGGCACAGGCGAGACGAACUGGUCGGCCGAAGCGCACGGAACCUAACUUGAGGCGUCGGAAUCAAAGAAAUUUAUAUUAUUGGGCGGCCGAAGGAUUUGGCAGAAGACAAAAAAAAAUGACUAGCACCGCCGAAGGAUGAGCGAAGCGAGCAGAGUGUCCCCGCAGGCAGACAAGCACACGGUGCAUUGGUUCCGCAAGGGACUGCGUCUGCACGACAACCCCAGCCUCCUCGAAGGCCUCAAAGGGGCCACGACCUUCAGGUGCGUCUUCAUCCUCGACCCCUGGUUCGCAGGCUCGUCCAACGUCGGCAUCAACAAGUGGAGGUUUCUGCUGCAAUGCCUCGAGGACCUGGAUCGCAGCUUGCGCAAACUGAACUCGCGGCUCUUUGUCAUUCGAGGACAACCUGCUGACGCCUUGCCAAAACUUUUCAAGGAAUGGGGCACAACAUGUUUGACCUUCGAGGAGGACCCCGAGCCGUUUGGCCGCGUCAGGGACCAAAACAUCAUGACCCUGUGCAAGGAGCUUGGACUCACCGUCAACUCACGCACAUCGCACACCCUGUACGACUUGGAAAAGAUUUUGGAGAAGAACGGCGGCAAACCUCCACUGACGUACCACCAGUUUCAGAACGUGGUGGCCUCCAUGGACGCGCCACCGCAGCCCGAACCAAUGGUCACUUUGGAGAAUCUGCGCGGUUGCUGGACGCCCCUCACAGAAGAGCAUGACGACAAGUACGGCGUGCCUUCGUUGGAGGAAUUAGGUUUUGACACAGAAGGAUUGCUGCCCCCCGUGUGGAGAGGCGGUGAGUCGGAAGCACUAGCUCGACUUGAGCGCCAUUUGGAGCGCAAGGCGUGGGUGGCCUCUUUUGGCAGGCCAAAAAUGACCCCGCAGUCCCUACUGGCAAGCCAAACGGGCUUGAGCCCUUACCUGAGGUUUGGCUGCCUCUCUACAAGACUUUUCUACUAUCAGCUAACGGAUCUCUAUAAAAAGAUCAAAAAGGCUGCUCCCCCACUGUCCUUGCAUGGGCAGCUGUUGUGGCGCGAGUUUUUCUACUGCGCCGCCACAAAGAACCCUAACUUUGAUAAAAUGGCUGGAAAUCCUAUUUGCGUGCAGAUCCCGUGGGAUAAAAACCCAGAGGCCCUGGCCAAGUGGGCAAAUGGCCAAACGGGAUUUCCCUGGAUCGACGCCAUCAUGACGCAGCUGAGGGAGGAGGGCUGGAUUCACCACCUCGCUCGGCACGCAGUCGCCUGCUUCUUGACUAGAGGUGAUCUUUGGAUUUCCUGGGAGGAAGGAAUGAAGGUUUUUGAGGAGCUUCUGCUUGAUGCUGACUGGUCUGUGAAUGGGGGCAUGUGGAUGUGGCUUUCCUGCUCCUCAUUUUUCCAACAGUUUUUCCAUUGUUACUGCCCUGUGCGAUUUGGCCGCAAGGCAGACCCUAAUGGAGAUUACAUAAGGAGGUAUUUGCCAGUUUUGAAGAACUUUCCAACAAAAUACAUUCACGAGCCGUGGAACGCUCCGGAAGCUGUACAACGUGCGGCAAAAUGCAUUAUUGGAAAGGACUACGCAGUGCCUAUGGUGAAUCACGCAGUGGCCUCCAGGAUCAAUAUGGAAAGGAUGAAGCAGGUCUAUCAGCAACUGUCGAAAUACAGAGGAGCAGGUCUUUUGGCAACUGUACCGUCGUCACAAAACGGCGUGAUUCCAACUGAUCCUCACAAUAACGUCACCACUGUUACCGUCGCCCAAAACAACCUUUCGCCAAACUCUAACCUGAAGGCGUCACUGACGUCACAGAAGGAAAAAAACCGACACCGGAGCAAGUCUCCAAACGGGCCUAUGUUGCCUCCUGCAGCACCGACACCAAACAACCAGAGCAACCAGCAAAUCACCGACUGCAACAAUUACCAGAAAAGUGGCAUCUAGCUAAAAAAAACUCUGACUUUUAAUUUGAUUUGGUGACGAUUAACGGACGCAAGAAUAUUUCUUUUUGAUAUAGCUUUAUAUGCUAUCAUCAUUUAAAAAAUGAUGACUUUUUGCCUUUAAAAAGUUUUACCAAAGUGGAUAAAUAAUUUUGAAUAAAAUAACUAAUCUUCCAAUAUUAGCCACAACAAAAAAAUGCUUUUGAAUGUGGCGUUUACAUAAUUUCCUGGCGCCUUGCUUUGAGUUCUCAAAGGAAAUAUAGUCUUUUGUAAAAAAAAUUGUCAGUAAAAGAAGGGAUCAUAAGAAUAAUAUUUUUUGAGAUCAAUGUAAAUAUAUUAAACCAAUAUUAAUAAUAUGAUGUCCUUUUCUGUGAAGUAAAAACAUAAAAAUGAAAUAAAAACUAA